GAGUGGAAUGACCGACGGACGUAUGAAGGCCGCUCGCACGGCGUCGCCAGACGCGCUCCUGCUGCCGCACGUGAUCGAGGCGAUUGCAACGUCCAUCGAUAGCUCUGAGGACUUCACGAGCUUUGUGCACGCAGUCCCGCAAUCGCUCUGGACGCCGGCGCUCGCAGCGUUUCUGGCACUCACCGCUUCGCCGCCGGCUAGUGUCGAAGUCGCCUGGCCAAGCAUCGUGAUUAACGACACGGACUUGCCGUCUGCCGUACUGGCACAGAUUUGCAAGACACUGCCGCUGCGCCCGCAGAUCGAAAUCGAAUGCACGAUCCAGCACGCAGAACAUUUGAGCUCGAUCGUUCCGCACCUCGGCGCCUCUAUCCACUACCUCUCUGUCGAGUUUGACGAGCUCAUCAUGAUCGACGGCCAAGGUCGUCAGGUUGCCGAGCUUCUGCUCCAGUGCCCCAAUCUGUGGGAGAUCUGGAUCAACGUUUUGGCCCAGCGUGACGCGGACGACGAACACAUCGAGCUCAGCGAUCUUCUUGCGGUGAUCGCCGAUCCGAUCAAACACGCCAAUCUCGGGAGAUUGACCAUUGAUCUACAGCACGCUCGCGCGACGCCGCGGCUCGGUCAUCUCUUGGCGACGUGGCUAACGACCGCGCCGAGGAUCUCACUUCACGUGGAGAACGUCAUCAGCAUGGACGAGGACGCGGCGAUGGUGUUCUGCGACGCGCUCCAAGCCAACACAGCUCUUGAAGAGCUCAUCCUCCUCAGUGUUACCAACCUCUCGGGCUUCCACGGUCGGAAGCUCCCAGCGUCACUGCGGCGCGUCGAAUUGAGCCUUGAAGCUCCUAUCGACGCCGAGAUCGACGACGUCACGAUCGAGAGCCUCGCGACGGCACUUGGUUCUACGCACCUUGACCAUUUCAGCUGCAACGUCUUUGGGCAAUUGGUCCAAUGCUCCGCAGCGGCGCCGAUGUUUCGUCAACUGUCAAAGCUCGAAGUCAGCGCAUUGCAGGCUGACGGCGUCGACGCGUUCCUCGCGGGUUUGUCCCAUCUCCCGGCGCUGCAGGACCUUGCGGUCGUACAAAGCACGAUCGGAACGCGCGACUUUGCGACGCUGCUCAUGGAAACCCUUGUCACGACAUGCCCGCAUCUGCAGAUGCUCCGCUUGGAUACCGUCCCAUUGAGCUGCGACGCGGUGUCUACGGUGCUUGCUGGCGUGCCGCGCCUGCCGUGCUUGAAGUGGCUGAAUGUGUCGCCCAGGUCCACGAUACUGCCAGCAGACAUCUUUUACGUGCUCCCAGAGCUCAUCGCCGCGGGACGUCACGUCCGCGAUCUGCUCUUCAUCGUGCCCCUGCUGCACGGCGACGACGAGCUUGCAGUCUUGCGGGUACUGGCGCUGGUCCGUGACGUACCCUUCUUCUUUGACAAGCUUCCGCUCAACGCCGACGCAUAUGUCGUGGAUGCCCUUGGUGCGCAGAACAAACAGAGCGACCGCUGUCGUUUGCGUACCUCGUGGUAA
This is a messenger RNA of Saprolegnia parasitica CBS 223.65, 1513 nucleotides long. RefSeq lists its product as hypothetical. The coding region runs from base 8 to 1513 and encodes 501 amino acids. The record is from RefSeq and is a predicted model, not a curated record. NCBI's taxonomy places the organism in Eukaryota, Oomycota, Saprolegniomycetes, Saprolegniales, Saprolegniaceae. The transcript has a single exon.